AUGCUCGAAUUUGGUGAUGUUAUGAAAGUAACCGCCGGGACUAGAGUUAAUCUUCCCCCAUCAGCGUGGUCUCAGAUUAUUACGUGGCUCCCUCAUUCUUCAAAUAAUGAGGUGUCACUCUUCUCUUUACUCCAAGCUUGGCAUGCGUGUGUGUAUGAAAUCUGGUGCGAGCGGAAUCGUCGAUAUCACCUCGGCGUCACACUCCCUCCAAGACGCAUCAGUCAAAAGAUUUGUCUGAUUUUAAAAAACAAAGCAGUGGCUUUGUCUCAGACUGGAGCGUCCUGUGGCCCUCCUCUGCUACUCUGCUGGUCAUGA
Messenger RNA from Microthlaspi erraticum, 315 nucleotides. NCBI's taxonomy places the organism in Eukaryota, Viridiplantae, Streptophyta, Magnoliopsida, Brassicales, Brassicaceae. The record is from the annotation of a GenBank genome assembly.